Miniopterus natalensis is the source of this 2158-nucleotide messenger RNA. The record is from RefSeq and is a predicted model, not a curated record. NCBI's taxonomy places the organism in Eukaryota, Metazoa, Chordata, Mammalia, Chiroptera, Miniopteridae.
AUGGGGCUCCCGGCGCUGGAAUUCAGUGACUGCUGCCUGGACAGCCCGCACUUCCGAGAGACGCUCAAGUCUCACGAAGCGGAGCUGGACAAGACCAACAAAUUCAUCAAGGAGCUCAUCAAGGACGGGAAGUCCCUCAUCAGUGCGCUCAAGAAUUUGUCUUCAGCAAAGAGGAAGUUUGCAGAUUCCUUAAAUGAAUUUAAAUUUCAGUGCAUAGGAGAUGCAGAAACGGAUGAUGAAAUGUGUAUAGCAAGGUCUUUGCAGGAGUUUGCCACUGUUCUCAGGAAUCUUGAAGAUGAACGGAUACGGAUGAUUGAGAAUGCCAGUGACGUGCUCAUCACACCCUUGGAGAAGUUUCGGAAGGAGCAGAUCGGGGCUGCCAAGGAAGCCAAAAAGAAGUAUGACAAGGAGACAGAGAAGUAUUGUGGCAUCUUAGAAAAACACUUGAAUUUGUCUUCCAAAAAGAAAGAAUCUCAGCUUCAGGAGGCAGACAGCCAGGUGGACCUGGUCCGGCAGCAUUUCUAUGAAGUAUCCCUGGAGUACGUCUUCAAGGUGCAGGAAGUCCAAGAGAGGAAGAUGUUUGAGUUCGUGGAGCCUCUCCUGGCAUUCCUGCAAGGACUCUUCACUUUCUAUCACCACGGUUACGAACUGGCCAAGGAUUUCAGCGACUUCAAGAUGCAGCUGACCAUUAGCAUACAGAACACAAGAAAUCGCUUUGAAGGCACCAGGUCGGAGGUGGAAUCACUGAUGAAAAAGAUGAAGGAGAAUCCCCUUGAGCACAAGACCAUCAGCCCCUACACCAUGGAAGGGUACCUCUACGUUCAGGAGAAACGUCACUUUGGAACUUCUUGGGUGAAGCACUACUGUACCUAUCAGCGGGAUUCCAAACAAAUCACCAUGGUACCAUUUGACCAAAAGUCAGGAGGAAAGGGGGGAGAAGACGAGUCGGUCACCCUGAAAUCCUGCACACGGCGGAAAACAGACUCUAUCGAGAAGAGGUUUUGCUUUGAUGUAGAAGCAGUCGACAGGCCAGGGGUUAUCACCAUGCAGGCACUGUCGGAGGAGGACCGGAGGCUCUGGAUGGAAGCCAUGGACGGCCGGGAGCCUGUCUACAACUCGAACAAAGACAAUCAGAGCGAAGGAACUGCACAGUUGGACAGCAUUGGCUUCAGCAUAAUCAGGAAAUGCAUCCACGCAGUGGAAACCAGAGGGAUCAAUGAGCAAGGGCUCUACCGAAUCGUGGGGGUCAAUUCCAGAGUGCAGAAGUUGCUGAGUGUCCUGAUGGACCCCAAAACAGCUUCCGAAACAGAAACAGAUAUCUGCGCGGAGUGGGAGAUCAAGACCAUCACCAGUGCUCUGAAGACCUACCUGAGAAUGCUUCCAGGACCACUCAUGAUGUACCAGUUUCAAAGAAGUUUCAUCAAGGCAGCAAAGCUGGAGAAUCAGGAGUCUCGGGUCUCUGAAAUCCACAGCCUUGUUCAUCGGCUUCCGGAGAAAAACAGGCAGAUGUUACAGCUGCUCAUGAACCAUUUGGCAAAUGUUGCUAACAACCACAAGCAAAAUUUGAUGACAGUGGCAAACCUCGGCGUGGUGUUUGGACCCACCCUGCUGCGGCCUCAGGAAGAAACAGUAGCAGCCAUUAUGGAUAUCAAAUUUCAGAACAUUGUCGUUGAGAUCCUGAUAGAAAAUCAUGAUAAGAUAUUUAACACGGUACCUGAUAUGCCUCUCACCAAUGCCCAGCUGCACCUGUCUCGGAAGAAGAGCAGUGACUCCAAGCCCCCGUCCUGCAGCGAGAGGCCCCUGACGCUCUUCCACGCCACACAGUCAACAGAGAAACAGGAACAAAGAAACAGCAUCAUUAACUCCAGUUUGGAAUCUGUCGUCUCAUCAAAUGCAAACAGCAUCCUUAAUUCUAGCAGCAGCUUACAACCCAACAUGAACUCCAGUGACCCAGACCUGGAUGUACUCAAACCCGCCCGCCCCAGCUCACUGUGAGUAGGAUGUUCACCUGCCUGCCGCAACAGGCUCGUGGUCAGCCAUUCUGCCCAGACUUUGCUCUCAGCCCAAUCUGACUGAGCAUUGUCCUAUAAAAUGAUUUAAAUUCCUUUAAACUUGUAGCUUGGCUAGUUUGUUAUGGGUUAAUCAUUAAUUGUAACAU